Messenger RNA from Lymnaea stagnalis (great pond snail), 15644 nucleotides. NCBI's taxonomy places the organism in Eukaryota, Metazoa, Mollusca, Gastropoda, Lymnaeidae. The record is from the annotation of a GenBank genome assembly.
AUUUUCACGAGUUCUAACAAAGAACUUUUAUUUUAAAUUGCCUAAAAAGUGAAGGUAAGAAUUUGAUGUCUAAACAAUAAUAAUAACUGCCUGACUAUGUCGUUUACAAUUUAACCAGAUCGGGCAUUGAUAUUGUUGCCCUAGAGUUAUAAAAAAAAUGAAGACACUAACUAGGGGAGCGAACACAACAAAAAGCUACUGACCACUACUACGACUACUACAGUUACAGUUACAGAGUACUAUUACCGUACUAGCACUAGCAUUAUUAGGCGGUGACUGGGUCUCGGGUCACAAAACUCAAAGUUAAAAAAAAAUAUAUAAUAAAUUAUGGCUGAUAAUUAAAUUUUAAAUAAAAAUUUGUUAAAAGUUUGUACACUAACUAUUUUAAUGUUAGUUUAUAGCUUAAUUAUCAGUUGACUUAUAGAAACCGGUUGUGACUGGGUUUUUUAUUCUAGGAAAAAGUGGUUGCGUUUUUAUCUUCUGUGGUAGAUAGAUAUCAACAAGCUGGAAGAUAACAGUCUGCCAUAAUUAAUGAAAACUACAAAUUACUUGACCACCAAUGACUGGCUGCUUACUACAGUAAGCUUAACAGUUAACAGAUUUUCUGGAUGCCAAGUAGAGUAAGGACACAAAGGCUCACAGCAAAAGGGGGAGGGAGGUCAUAGUCAUGAGACACAAAAACAACAAAAUGUUUUGUAAAUGAUUUUUAAUAUCCUUCUGUACAUUAUUUGGUUUUGCAUAUUUUGCACAAUGUUACACUGAACAUUCAAAAUAUCUCUCACUCAGAGUCAGCGAUUACUAAUGCAAGUAAGUCGUUGCUGUCAAAAGUACGGACAAGCCGGACGACCAGCGGAAAGUACGGACAAAUAUGGAUGCAAAAUUUAGCACGGACAAGGGGGGCGAAAAUACUAAAUGCGGACGUCUGGAUACCAUAACUAUGGCCUAUAGCUGGUCUUUAUAAUCAUGUCAAUCUAAGAUGCUGUGCCAAGCAGUUUGGAAUGCAUUGUAAACAAAAGUGUCAAGUCUGGAAGUGGGGCGGGGGGGGGGGGGUUUUUUUAACAAAAAAAACCCCUUGAAAUAGUGCAAAUCCUGUCCCACAUGCAUUGUCAAAGGCUAUCUGUGAGACAACAUUGGGUUUUACCUUUCAAAAAGCACAUACCAUGCCACUCUGGAAACAAAUUACAUCAUGAACAGGGUAAACACACACCUAUGGCUUUGCCACACAGUCUGCUUCGGCCCUGUGUGUUUCUAAAAUCAUGAUGUUUUUUUAAAAAUUUGCUAUGAGACUGAUGGCUGUGAAUGAACUGUGGCUAAUGUCUGUACAUUUUGCCAACGCAUAGAGAAAGCAAUGUGGUUGAUAUGACGACUAUGGACAUAAUAUUCAUAUACCGGUAUUUUAUUUGGAUAUUCAUAACAGAUUUGUGACAAGCUGUAGGCUACAGCGUGGCUACAUCGUCAUUGGUAAAUUGUGGUUACAUUAUGUCUAUAUCCUACCUACAUCAUGGCUACAUCAUACCUACAUCAUGGCUAAAUUGUGGUUACAUUAUGUCUCUAUCCUACCGACAUCAUGGCUACAUCAUACUUACAUCAUACCUACAGCAUGGCUAAAUCAUGACUACAUCAUGGAUGCAUUAACAUGUAAAGCUAAAAAGUAAAUAAGCUGCGUGAAGAAUGUUUGAAUCGAAUGAAAUCUUGCUAAAUACCGGUAUUCCAAAUUGUUCUGUGGUUACAACACACACGCACACAUACACACUUUCUGUUUGUCUUCACAUUUCUCCUUAUGUUCACCGUACUCAUGUCUUCAUCUUUCAAAUUAUUGAGCAUGAUAAUCAUGCUGGCUGAACAUGGAAAUAGCACUUCGCUGCAAAUAGCACCACUUUGGUUUGGUCCCAAGAGUUUGUUCUAAUCAUUGGUUUCACUGUCAAACAUUUUGGAAGUCGCAGGUAUGGCUUAUGAUAGCUGCAGGUAUUGCAUAUGAUAGCCGCAGGUAUUGAUUAUUAGUGCCGCAACUAUGGCAUAUGUGUGUGGCAGGCAGGGCUUAUGAGAUGUAAAGGUAUGGCUUAUGGGAGUCACAUGUACGGCUUAUCUUAUGGUUAUGAGCUUUAAGGCCAGCACGUCUUGUUCAAGUUAAAACACAUAAUAAUGGGCACAUAACUUAUAUUUAAAAUAUUUAAAUUGCUAAAAAAAAAUAUUCAGAAAAAUUAAAAUAAUACUUCUGUUACAAAUGAAAAAAAUAAUUUAAUUUAAAAAUAAAUAAGUUUUUAAAUAAGAUGAAAAUAAAUAGACGGUUCAAAUUUAGGCGUAUUCAAACUUGAUCAGCGUCUGGACAUCGAUCACAAAAUAUUAUAUCGGCUAGCAUUUACUCUACCGCAAGACCACACUAGAUGCUAACUAACUGGCAUAUUUUAAGACCAGGCUUAUGGUAAUUUCUUGCAGCAGUGUAAGCAGGUCUGGUGCCGUGGUUUUGCUUGGUACACUUUGUUAUUUCUUAGCAAAACUAAAAAGUACCGGUACAGGAAGGCCUUUUCCACUGAAGUACCGGUACAGGAAUGCCUUUCCACUGCAUUUCUGUUUGUAGAUAACCGGUUUCAAACUUGAUUGCUCAAACUGAUAACCAGUUUGCUAAAAAUGACAUAUUAACAUCCCUACUUAAUAAUGUCAUGUCCUAGUGACCAGUGCGUCCCACAUUAAAGUUGAAAAUAAAGACAACAAAAAAUUUUAAAAGACAAUCUUUUCUUCAAUGAGGUUGAAUGCACUAAAAAUAGAAAAUAAUUAAAGAUUUCUUAAGAUACAUCAGCAAAUAAAUAACUUUGUGUGUUAUAGGUCCAUAUUAUUAUCAUUUGAUAAUCAGCUUAACUCUCACCUAAUCGCAUAAAUAAAUUGUGAUAUUCAAGCUAAGCUGGCUUAAGUAUAGGGAAGGAUAUCAGAAAUUAAAUGAGGCUCUGAAAGAAAUUAGAACAUGUGGGUUGCUAUUACUGCCACAACAUUAACCUCCAGCGGGCCUCUACUGUGUCUCCCUGCAAUGCCUCUACUGUGUCUCCCUGCAACGCCUCUACUGUGUCUCCCUGCAAAGCCUCCCCAAUAAAAGGAGAUGGAUGAAGCAGAAGAAUGACAUUGACAGAGAUUAUAGUGAUAAUGUCUUAGGCUUUGUAGAGAUUGUAAUUAUCAUGUCUUAGGCUUUGUGGAGACAAUAAAGGUUAUGUCUUAGGCUUUGUGUAGACAAUAAUGAUUAUGUCUUAGGCUUUGUGGAGAUAAUAAUGAUUAUGUCUUAGUCUUUGUGGAGAUAAUAAUGAUUAUGUCUUAGGCUUUGUGGAGAUUAUAAUGAUUAUGUCUUAAGCUCUGUUACUGUUUUUGAAUGUUUCAAAAGAGAAAACUCUUUACAAUUUUAACCUAGAACUUUGGAGUCAUUUGACAAUGAUAAACUUACCUCAGAAUCCAUGCCUCAGAGCCCAUGCCACAGAGCCCAAGCCACAGAGCCCAUGCCACAGAGCCCAUGCCACAGAGCCCAUGCCUCAGAGCCCAUGCCACAGAGCCCAUGCCUCUGAUAUUUAAGGGGUCCAAAGUUGUGAUGUGAAACUAUCUGUUUUCCAUGAACUUGACACCAGGGUCACAAAAAAGAAAAAUGGAAGAGGGCCUCCUAAUGACACAUGACGGCUCUGCCUUCCCUACGUGCUUUGCACCUCAUUGUGUCACAAAUUUUUUAUUGUAGAUGAAUGGGAGAUCCCUAAAACAAGAAAGCUUCAAUAUAUUUAUCUGUAUGUCAAGUGUUAGACAUUAGAGGAAGACAACACUGGCUGUCAAUCAGCUGUCUUAGGACAUGCUGAAAGUCGAGUGUUAGACAUUAGAGGAAGACAACACUGGCUGUCGAUCAGCUGUGUUAGGACAUGCUGAAAGUCCACACCAUGAACCUCCAGCAGGCCUCACACGUUGCCGAUAAUUACCAACUGUACCUCCCGACAUAAGAGAAAGACACAUAACUUUGAAAUACAGCAUCUGUCUUCCUUGCCUUCGUUGGAUCAGUACUGUAAACCAUCUUGUCUGCUCAUCUUUUUAUUAAGAAGUAAAGUUUAUUAAAAGGCUGCAAGUUAUUAAAAAAAUGACUCGCUCAUGCAAUCAGCCGGAAAAAUUACCAAAGAAUUUUAAAUCAUAUUAAUUUCAAGAGUCGAAACAUACACAUACACAUAAGCAGUGGUGAUCUACAAGUAAGCAGUGGUGACAUACACAUAAGUAGUGGGGACAUACACAUAAGUAAUGGUGAUAUUCUGUAACUUGUAAUUAUUUUUGAAAGAAUUGGUCCCAUUGUUGAGUCAAGACUAGUGAAUAUAAAUAUCUAAUCUGAGAAUUUAGUGUCUUUGGUAACAGCACUGUGCAUUCCCUGUGCAUUUACCUAACCCUAACAAAUUUCCAUGAUUUUUUAAAUUCCAGCUCUUGAACAAUGGCGUUGAGAAACAACGGAGAUGUGGUCCUUCUGUACGCACAUCCGUCAAUGCAGGAACUGGCCAAGCAAAUUGCAGAGUGUUGUCACAAAAGCAGUUCGUUGUCUGACGCCACAAGCUCAAGCACAUCAGCACAGUCCAGUUCACCCUGUGUCGACGGUAAAGUUGUAGUGUCUGACCUCACCCAGUCUACACAAGAGAGUUCAAAGACUCAAGUGCCACACGUACGUUUCACAUUUUAUUGUUUAUUUUUAAAAAAAUCUUUCAAACUAUUUUUAAAUGUACAUAUGGAAAAUAAAUUCAGAGUAAAAACAGACAUUUACAUUUUUAGUGGACGUUUAUAUUCCUCAUAGCUAACUAGCAUCUAGCGUUCAAUGAGGUCAGAUUUAGUUGAUUUUUGGUUGGUCUACAGGCCGGUGCCGAUUUAUGGAUAUGAGCAAUAAUAAUCACAGUGAUAAGCGUAAGCACUGGCGUCACUAGAAUAGAAGCCGUCCGUGGCAGGCCAUAUUUUUGCCGCCUCUCUUCCACGAAAAAAACCCAUCUGAGCUGGCCAAAAAUGUCACCCAUCCUCAGGAAGUAAAAAAUUGUCCCCUCCCCCACUUUACAACAACACAAAAAUAUUUGAGUGGGAUAAAAGUGUGUGUUUAGAAGGCACCAUGAGGGGGGCAGUAAAAUCUCAUCCUAUUUUAAAAGUAUGAUAUCUGCAUUUCUAGAAUUUUUUAAUUUUUUUUAAUGCAUUUUUUUUAAUGACAAGAGUGUCACAUGGCUAAGCCAGAGUGUCACAUAACUCAGCCGGAGUGUCACAUGACGUAGCCAUCACUGAUUGUAGAUGACCUCUCAGUGUCAACAUAUUACCCUCCUUUUAUUUAUGAGAAUGUACACAGGGCAUUAACAUUGAAGACUACUGGACAUGUAUGUGUAUGUCGCAGGAAGCUUAAUUCUGUAUGUGUCCUACUUGAGCAUUUGUUGUCUUACAUAGUGGUUACCUGUAGUGAGUAAAUACAAAUGUGGCUACUGUAGUGAGUAAAUAUAAAUGUGGCUACCUGUAGUGAGUCAAUAUAAAUGUGGCUACCUGUAGUGAGUCAAUAUAAAUGUGGCUACCUGUAGUGAGUAAAUAUAAAUGUGGCUACCUGUAGUGAGUAAAUAUAAAUGUGGCUACCUGUAGUGAGUAAAUAUAAAUGUGGCCUCCUGUAGUGAGUCAAUAUAAUUGUGGCUACCUGUAGUGAGUCAAUAUAAAUGUGGCUACCAGUAAAAUAUAAAUGUGGCUACCAGUAAAAUAUGAAUGUGGCUACCAGUAAAAUAUGAAUGUGGCUACCCAUAGUGAGUGAAUAUAAAUGUGGCUACCUGUAGUGAGUCAAUAUAAUUGUGGCUACCUGUAGUGAGUCAAUAUAAAUGUGGCUACCAGUAAAAUAUAAAUGUGGCUACCAGUAAAAUAUGAAUGUGGCUACCAGUAAAAUAUAAAUGUGGCUACCCAUAGUGAGUGAAUAUAAAUUUAGUAAAUAUAAAGAUUGUUUUGUUUGUUUAUCUCGACUGUCACUGACACCCCCACUCCCCUGCCCGAAACAGUUUCCUUCCAUGGGACUCUGGGUAAGAAUGGCACAUUGCUGUGUAAUGCUUUGAAAUUCCAACAUAUGAAUUGCUUGCUCCUGAACUGCUCAUUGCUCCUGGACUGCUCUUUGACAUUUGAUCACUCAAUUUGAAUUGAAAAUUAAAUUGUCACAUAAAUAACUUACUUGCAUGUCAAAAGUGUUUGCAAAAUUUCCUACGUCAGUUGAAUCAAAUGAUAGUGACCUUGAUCUUAAUUAUUUAAUCAGCUUUGAAAGCUGCUAAUCUCAAAUCUUGAUUUGACGACUAACAUUUCUGUGUGUCUCUGUGUGUGCAAUCCUAACAUGUGUCAAGAUUUUGAUGUUUGCUCUGAAUGUUUGUGUAACAACACUAAAUCACCUGGCAACUUCUGACACCAAUUACUGACACCAACUACUGACACCAACUACUGACACCAACCACUGACACCAACUACUGACACAUACUGCUGACACCAACUACUGACACCAACAUUGGGAUUCCAUUAAUUUAAUUUCUUGAAGCUUAACAUACAUUUUAAAAAAUUCAUUAUAUUUUAAAAUGUUAUUUCUCUACUAUUAAAACCGCAUUAUUGCCCCAAAUAUGAUGGAAUUGUGUGUGUGUGGGGGGGGGGGGCACUCUAUUCUACGAGUACCGAUAUGUUGAUUCCCUAAAGUCAUGAUAUUUUUAAAUCUAUGAAUGUAUCUGGGCUCGUAGUUGAAAUUUAAUUUUGUUUCAUUAUAUUUUAAAAUGUUAUUUCUCUACUAUUAAAACCGCAUUAUUGCCCCAAAUAUGAUGGAAUUGUGUGUGUGUGGGGGGGGGGGGGCACUCUAUUCUACGAGUACCGAUAUGUUGAUUCCCUAAAGUCAUGAUAUUUUUAAAUCUAUGAAUGUAUCUGGGCUCGUAGUUGAAAUUUAAUUUUGUUAGACAUGAUUUCUUUGAUAGACCAACAAACCCAUCAACAAAAACCUGUUUAAUUUUGGGCACUUUGUCCUCCAUGCCACUCUAGAAAAACGUCCUGGUGUCCGCUCGUCAUGUUGAGUUCCGCAACACCAUCCAGUGGAACAAUUUUGCAGAUGGUUUUCCCAAUUUGUUCAUAGAAGAUGUGAAAUACAUGGCGGGGAAAGACGGUAAUUGAAUGUGUACAGACUGUUGAAUUGCUAUGGUAAUUGAAUGUGUACAUACAGUUGAAUUGCUAUGGUAAUGAAAUGUGUACAUACAGUUGAAUUGCUGUGGUAAUUAAAUGGGUUCAUACUGUUGAAUUUCUAUUCCAUCUUGUAAAAUUUAGUAUUUUAAAUGUAUCCACAAAAGAGUGGGAGAUCAGAGGUCAGCAUGAUAUUCAUGUACUACCAAUUGUAGUUAUAAAUAUAAUUCUUAUCCAUUAUAACUCAGAAUAGAUUCAACAUUACUCAGAAUUGGUUCAGUAUUACUCAGAAUAGAUUAAGUAUAACUCAGUAUAGAUUCAGUAUUACUCAGAAUAGAUUCAGUAUAACUCAGUACAGCUUCAGUAUAACUCAGUAUAGAUUCAGUAUAACUCAGUAUAGAUUCAGUAUAACUCAGUAUAGAUUCAGCAUAACUCAGUAUAGAUUCAGUAAAACUCAGUAUAGAUUCAGUAUAACUCAGUAUAGAUUCAGUAUAACUCAGUAUAGAUUUAGUAUUACUCAGAAUAGAUUAGGUAUAACUCAGUAUAGAUUCAGUAUUACUCAGAAUAGAUUAGGUAUAACUCAGUAUAGAUUCAGUAUUACUCAGAAUAGAUUAGGUAUAACUCAGUAUAGAUUCAGUAUAACUCAGUAUAGAUUCAGUAUAACUCAGUAUAGAUUCAGUAUAACUCAGUAUAGAUUCAGUAUAACUCAGUAUAGAUUCAGUAUAACUCAGUAUAGAUUCAGUAUAACUCAGUAUAGAUUUAGUAUUACUCAGAAUAGAUUCAGUAUAACUCAGUAUAGAUUCAGUAUUACUCAGAAUAGAUUAGGUAUAACUCAGUAUAGAUUCAGUAUUACUCAGAAUAGAUUAGGUAUAACUCAGUAUAGAUUCAGUAUAUGAGCUUGCUACCAGAUGAUUAAAGUAAAUAUGAUAGCCCUACAUUCAAUCAUUCAAUCAUUUAAUCUUUGUCUCUUGGAAGGGAUCCAGACAGCUGAAUCUUAACACUCCAAUAAUCCAUGGAUGUCCAGCUGUAAAAUCCAUUAGGCUGUUAACAAUGUCAAUAAGAAAUGUUGUAAAAAUUACUUACAAACAUUAAGGAUAGAAAAGUUUAGGAUGAUUUCUUUUCAAACAGCUUUGUAACAGAUUUUUUUUUUUUUUACUUGAGCAUUCUAUGUGAGCAUAAGCAUAAUGAUCAGAAGCCAAGGUGGCAGGUUCAGAAGGACAUUUUUUUGUAUCAGACGCCAACCAGUUUAAAAUUGACGACCAAUGGCUGGUGCCGUAAAUUUAAAAGUGAUGUACUUCCUUUUCAUACAGUGAUAUUCAUCGGCAGCUUUCACUCGCCUGCUAUUGUGUUUGAGCAGCUCUCGGUUCUCUAUGCCUUCCCAAGGUAAGUAACUCUCAGUUCUCUAUGCCUUCCCAAGGUAAGUAAUUCUCAGUUCUCUAUGCCUUCCCAAGGUAAGUACAGUGGAACCCCUCUAUAACGCGAUGAUCGGGGUCCAUAAAAUCGGAUCGUGUUAAAAGCGGGGUUGCAUUAAUGCACGGUUCUACAAUAUUUAACUUUUUUCCGAGAACAUAUACGUGUAUACUAUUUAUAGUUCUACCAGAAGAAAGCCUCAUUUUCGGCAUUAAUUUUGAUACUAGUUUGAGCGUGGUGCGUUUAGGGGCUCAUUUUUUUACGAUAUUUUGAAAAGUUGUGAUUUUUUUCGCUUUAAAAAAUGGCUUUCCAAGCAAUGGAUAAAGUUUUCAAAGAACUUAGGGCUUAUGGUGUAAAUGAAUUUCAAAUUUUCUGGAGCUAUGCUACAAACGCGUUAGAUCCGAAUUCGCGUUAUGGCAGGGCGCGUUAUAGCUGGGUUCCACUGUAACUCUCUGUUCUCUAUACUUUCUCUAUGCUUUCCCAAAGUAAGUAACUCUCAGUUCUCUAUGCCUUCCAAAGGUCAGCUCAAUUUUACUGCAAUUUUAGUUGUUUUUAAGAUACUUGUAAAUUUGACUUGGUUAAGAAAAUGUAAUCAUGAUUAAUCGUAUCCGGAAAUUUGUUUGAAAGAAAAUGAUGGAAAAUUAUCUUUCAUUACCUGGCUUACCUAUCAUGACAUAACUUAUCUGUCAUGACAUGACUUAUCUGUUAUGACAUGACUUAUCUGUCAUGACAUGACUUAUCUCUCAAUACAUGGUUUAUCUAUCAUGACAUGACUUAUCUAUUAUGACAUGACUUAUCUAUCAUGACAUGACUUAUCUAUCAUGACAUGACUUAUCUAUCAUGACAUGACUUAUCUAUCAUGACAUGACUUAUCUAUCAUGACAUGACUUAUCUAUCAUGACAUGACUUAUCUGUCAUGACAUGACUUAGCUAUCAUGACAUGACUUACUUAUCUCUCAUGACAUGACUUAUCUCUCAAUACAUGGUUUAUCUAUCAUGACAUGACUUAUCAUUAUUUUCUUCAGAUAUUUGUCCCGGUCAUUUCACUUCAUCCUCCCGUACUUCCCGACGGGGACGAUGGAAAGAGUGGACACAGAGGGACAGAUCGCCACGGCAAAGGUACGUCAUCAGGGCCGGGGUUCAAGGUGUUUAAUUCAUUUUUUAAUUAGUUGCAUGUCCAGGAGAUGAUUGUGUUUAGUCCCGACUUAAUUCCAUCAGACCCUUCUCUUUCAACAGACAUUGGCUACUCUGCUAUCCGCCAUACCAUUGAGUGCCCGAGGGCCCGCUCAAAUCAUCAUUUAUGACAUCCACGCCCUGCAGGAGAGAUUCUACUUCUCCGAUAAUGUUAUACCGAGGUGAGUGAGGAACUUAUCUCCCCUUUUUUACCACAACCAACACAUUUCAAUGAUGACCCAGUUUUUGGUCAGACUCUUAAUAAUAUAACAGUUACGUGUAGGUAGAUAGAACGUCCCAUUAAAAAUACGUGGGUGAGGCGGGGUUGUGCAGUAUAAUCGACACUUAGAAAAAAAAUAUGGUGCAGAAAGCUAUCAUCAACUCGAUGAGUGGCACCCGAGAUCUCUUCCCCAAGAUCUUGAGAACUAGAUGAGUGGCACCCGAGAUCUCUUCUCCAAGAUCUUGAGAGCAGAUCUUGAGAACUAGAUGAGUGGCACCCGAUCUCUUCCCCAAGAUCUUGAGAGCAGAUCUUGAGAACUAGAUGAGUGGCACCCAAUCUCUUCCCCAAGAUCUUGAGAGCAGAUCUUGAGAACUAGAUGAGUGGCACCCGAUCUCUUCCCCAAGAUCUUGAGAGCAGAUCUUGAGAACUAGAUGAGUGGCACCCGAUCUCUUCCCCAAGAUCUUGAGAGCAGAUCUUGAGAACUAGAUGAGUGGCACCGGAUCUCUUCCCCAAGAUCUUGAGAGCAGAUCUUGAGAACUAGAUGAGUGGCACCCUAUCUCUUCCCCAAGAUCUUGAGAGCAGAUCUUGAGAACUAGAUGAGUGGCACCCGAUCUCUUCCACAAGAUCUUGAGAGCAGAUCUUGAGUCUGAGUAGACGAUCACAUUGAGUCCCGGGAGCUCCGUCCCUUCCAGCGUGUGAUACACACUCUCUAGGGCCCUGGGAAUGGCCUCAAGCUCCGUCUCUUGCAAUGUGUGAUACACACUCUCUAGGGCCAGCCUCAAGCUCUGUCUCUUCCAACGUGUGAUACACACUCUCUAGGGCCUGGGAAUAGCCUCAAGCUGCACAUCAAAUUUUGAUGCUACAGGCCCCGAACUCACACAAUCAACCUCUCAUUUCAGCUUCUAUAGUCAUCACUCUUCAUAGCCUACCCACUCCCCCAAGGUCUGUAAACCUAUUUAGUAUUUGACCAUGAUGGUAGCGGCCGUCGAUGACAAUACCGGUAAUAAAAUUAUCACGUUUCUUUGAGAGGCGCCGAAAGUUGCUCUUAAAAAUUCAGUAUCAAUUAAGAUUUGAGUCAUAUCUUUGUGUCAUAUUUAAUUUCAGACUGGAGACAGCCAUUCCUCUCCUCCAUAGAGAACUAGCCACCCUCCCAGACAAGGAAAGUCUUGUGUUUGCAUUCCCGGAUGAUGGCGCCUACAAAAGGUUCCACCUCAUGUUUCCAGACGACGAGAGGCUGAUCAUUUGUGCCAAGAAGAGAAUUGGGGACAACAAAAAAAUUGUCACUGUCAAAGAUGGUAAACAAACGGCCAUUUUGUUGAAUUCUUCCAGACCUGGCCAGUUUUUGAUAGAAAUCCUCAGAUCUGAAACUUGAGGAAGGUGUCCUAACAUGACCUGACAGGACCUAGCUAGCAUGAUCUAAAUCUAACAUGACCUGACCUUACAUGACCUAACAUGACCUGACUCUGCAUGACCUAACUAGUGUGAUCUGACAGGACCUGACCUUACAUGACCUAACAUGACCUGAUUAAUGUGACCUAACAUGACCUAACAAAGAUGACCUAACCAACGUGACCAAACAUGAUCUGACCUAACAUGACCUACCAUGACCAAAAUGAGGGACAUAUCAAUGGAAGAAAUGAAGUUGUAAAUAAACCUAAAAUUAAAAUAUACAAUUUUUAGAUACGACGAUGUUUUAAAAAAACUAAAACAGAAGAGAAUAACAUAGAAAGGUUAAGAGAUUCAAAUCGGAGAACUUGAUUUUUUUUUUUUUUUAAAUAACCUGUUUCAGAAUUUUAGAAACUUUUUAGUACAAUUGAGUUAAAAAUUAAAGUUAUAUAAUGAUGUCGAGUUUGAUGUCUAACCACUAAAACAAUUAUAUCAACCCAACUUGCCCAACAGGCAACCCCAGUGGCAAGCACGUGAUCAUCGUUGAUGACCUCGUCCAGACUGGAGGGACUAUUAAGGAAUGUGCCAAGGUAAUGAAGGGACCUGGUGCGGUCUUUUUGUUGCUAUGUUUUCUGUAACAGUAAGGUAUUUCUGUAAAUAAAUAAAUACAUUUAAAAAAAAAUAAUUUAAAGUCUGGCUACGUCCAGAUCAUACUGUCUGUUUACACCACAAUUAACAGAAACCUACUCUUGGAGACAGACAGAAUUUUGGUUUCGGAUCCGAAAGUUGCCAUUUGAUCACUUUUGCUGGUUUUGGAAGAAACAGAAAUGUUAACGUUUGGUUUCAUUUAGGUUUUGGCCAAAAGUGCGAGAGGCGGAAUGAAAAUAUGUUGUGUUUUUCGCAUGCGUUAUCUAUGGAUGUCUCAGUGCCAAAUCAUCUCUGGCAUUCAAAUUGGGCUAUAUUGAUGGACCUGCACAUUGUAUGGAUAAUUUUAAUGUUAUCAUCAGCGUUUAAUCUCCCCAACUUUACAAGACUACGUAUUUUUUCAAAAUGCAUUCUCAACUUCUCCACACAGCAGCGUUAGACUCUGACACAUUCUUUAGAAUCUAGUUUUGUUCUGUUACGCACUGGCUUCUAAUAUGAGAAAUUAAUCUCCUAUUUUAAUUUUAUGGCUCGUUCAAACACAGUGCCUAACAAAGGACGAUACCAUAGAGUCGACAAUAUUAAAGAUACGACACCCAAAACAGUUGCCAGGUACAACUAAUAAGAUUUAUUAAGUCUUAAGAUAAUUACAAAAGAAAAUUAAAAAAAAAUAAUGACAAUCUUCAACUUACAGUAUGGUAGAUCUUGUACCGGUACACAGUAAACAUAGUUAGUAUAAUGUGCCAAUGAAUAAUGAUGAAAUGCGAAAUAAACACAUAUGAGCACACAAAUACACAAAGAAUAAUACACGCCUCUUAAAGUUAAUAAUAUCUAUCUGAAUCUCCGUCUCUCCGUAUCUGUCAAACCCUUAUAUGCAUGUAGCCUAAAACGCUUCCAGAAAAGAAUUAUGACGUGUUGUUUACAUUUCUCGGGUUAUCGAGAAGAUUCGACAAGAUACCAGGAGACAUACUACCCAAUGUGUAAUUGGCAGUGGUUGUAUACAAGAUACCAGGAGACAUACUACCCAAUGUGUAAUUGGCAGUGGUUGUAAACAAGAUACCAGGAGACAUACUACCCAAUGUGUAAUUGGCAGUGGUUGUAAACAAGAUACCACGAGACAUACUACCCAAUGUGUAAUUGUCAGUGGUUGUAAACAAGAUACCAGGAGACAUAUUACCCAAUGUGUAAUUGGCAAAGUUUUCGCAGGGGGAAUGUGUGCUACAUAACAGUUCCAUCACUUCUCUUCCCUUCUCCCAAUUCCGCUUGCCGUAGUUUUAGACCACAAUAGGUUAACUCAAAAUAAAAUCAGGCUCCUUUGGUGGCUCGCCACUUAAAAAUGUUGUGGCCCAGACAGAUGUGUUGUGGCCCAUACGGAUGUGUUGUGGCCCAUACAAAUGUAUCACAAAUGAACUUAUUUCUUCAUUUAAAUAGCGAUUAUUUUAAUAGUGGCGUAAACCCUGUUAUGUAGAACACUUUUUCCGUGCUUCAUUUUACUUGACCUAAAUUAGAAUCCUAGCAGACAGUAACGUCUGUUGUGGGCAUGGCCUAUUCAUUUGAAGUAUCUUGUUUACCAAUUAAACACGUUAGACUGUCUUCAUGGUAUUUUCUCAAAUGUGCUGGAUAACCUGAGAAAUGUAAACAAUACGUCAUAAGUCUUUCUGGAAGGCAGGGCUUACGCGACCUAUCUAAGGGAUUGACAGGCACGGACGGAGAGACGGAGAUUCAGAUAGCUUUUAUUAACUUCACGAGACGUGUAUUAUUCUUUGUGUUCUUAUAUAUGUGUUUAUUUCGCAUUUCAUCAUUAUUCAUAGGCACAUUAUUCUAACUGUGUUAACUGUGUACCGGUACAAGAUCUACCAUACUGUAAGUUGAUGAUUUGUUAUGAUAUUUCUUUUCUUUUUGUAAUUACAUUAAUACUUAUUAAAUCUUAUUAAUUGUAACUAGAAACUGUUUUGGGUGCCGUAUCUUUAAUAUUGUUGACUCUAUGGUAUCGUCCUUUGUUAGACACUGCUUACAACGAGCCAAUUAAAAUUAAAAUAGGAGAUUAAUUUCUCAUAUUAGAAGCCAGUGCGUAACAACCCAAAUUUAUAUGUAUAUAUAUAUAUUCACACACAUCAUUUUUAUGGAUGGUUAUGCACCAUCUCGUUGUAAAACACCCAUCUCUCUCCCCCCCCCCCCCCCUGUCAUAAGUUAUUAAAAAAAAUUGCUAUUUAAUAACUACUGAAACAAAAGGAUUUGUGUAAACAAAGCUAUGUUAGGGGAACCUAAUUGUUCACAGCAUUAUGAUUAAGUCUAGAAUGACGCAAAACUAAUUCAGGUAUACGCAAAAGCAUACGUCUGCAUUCUGAAUUUACAACAAAAAAAUCCUCGGCAUGGGGCUUUCCGCUGCCCUGCCACAUUUUUGUCUGUUAAAGUGGCAAAUGACGGGCACAUUUUAUUUGCAAAAUGCACUGUAUAUAAAUAUAUAAACGUCAGUCAUCUACUUUGAGAAGUGACCUUUAUUAGACAUGCGAUGCAAAUAGUUAUUGUCUACAUCAUUUUAAUUUAUUUACUAUUACAAUACGGUACUGUACGAGCUUGAGGUGGUAAAGUUUUAUUCCGAGACAAUAUUUUACUAAACUGGGAGUUCCAGUGUAACCAGGCCAGCACCAGUGUAACCGAGCCAGCACUGUAUUAUCAUGCUAAACAUUGCUCAACAUUCGUUCGACAUUGAAAUUAAUGCAAGAAAAUAGCAUCAAAAGUUCUUCAGUCCUCUAUACUGCAAUGCUGGGUCUUAAAGGUCUUUAUUAAUAGCCACAUAAGAACAAAGUGGCAAUUAUAGGUAUUGCAUGGCAAUUGAAAACAAAUUGCCAUAGGAAAUUACAUUAUCUUGGUACAAAGUAUUAGUAAAACUUGGUAUGUAUGAGAAGGGUAGAGUAUGUAGACAUAAACUGUAUGAAUAUGUUUGUUUACCACAGGUUCUGCUUGAGCACGGAGCCACGGCCGUCAGCGCCUACGUCACACACCCGGUUUUUCCUGGCAACUCCUGGAAGAAAUUCUUGGACAGCGACCCCCCUUUUGCCAACUUUUGGAUCACGAACUCUAUUCCCCACGCCGAGGAGAUCGGCAAACACCCGCCAUUUAAACUGUUGUCACUAAGCACCAUCAUUACGGAGAACCUGCUUGGGUUUGAUCUCAUGCCAUCACACUGACAAACUCAAAUGUUGAGAUGAUUUACUUUAGGAAAUAAAGUGCCAUGGGAGGUAAUUUCUAGACCGUUCCAAAUGUUUGAGACCAAGGGAGCUCAACCUUGGGAUAACUGGCGCCAUAGUCCAUUGUUUAGUUGUGUGUGUUUAACCUUGUGCCUAAAGGUUGAGGACCCUAAACCUAGUCACAAUCAUUUGCUUUCUAACUAAUUUCUAAACUAAAAAUUUAUUCCUUACUAAUCAAAGCAUUGUUCUAUAACCUACACCAACGAAAAUUUAAAUUAAACUCUGAUUUUAAGUAGUUUUUUUCCCCUUGGUGUACUUCUGCUGAUUUGAAACUUUCCUCGUUAUUUAAAAUGGAUUCUUUCUGAUGGCGCUAAUCGAAAUCCAUAUUUCUAAUCUUUGAAAAAAAUUAAGUUUAAUGAUGAAAAGUCAGGAUGAUUAACUGUUUCGCUGCGGAAUUUUUUUAUUAAAAAAAAUGUACA